Molecule: messenger RNA, 1428 nt
Organism: Trichosurus vulpecula (common brushtail)
Lineage: Eukaryota; Metazoa; Chordata; Mammalia; Diprotodontia; Phalangeridae
Gene: SHD
Product: Src homology 2 domain containing transforming protein D
Exons: 8
Coding region: 1-1044 (347 amino acids)
Molecular function (GO): phosphotyrosine residue binding
Source: RefSeq, a predicted model, not a curated record
AUGGCCAAGUGGCUGAGGGACUACCUGAGCUUUGGUGGUCGAAGGCCCCCCCCACAACCCCCCAAACCCGAUUAUACAGAGAGUGACAUCUUCCGGGCCUAUCGGGUUCAGAAGAGUCUGGACUUUGAGGAUCCUUAUGAGGAUGGAGAUGGGCAGGAGGAGCCAGAAUCCACCUGCUCCAGUUGCCCUAGCAAGCCUUCCUGUCCUGGGGACCACCAAUAUGGUUCCCCCAAACACAGGCUCAUCAAGGUGGAGUCAGGUGACCUGAACCGCAGUAAGAUGUUGCUGGGAGCUCCUGGGGAAGACAAGGUAAAUGACAGUGAGUAUUCAGAUCCCUUUGACGCCCAGCCUGAAGGUCAGUCGGGUGUCCCAGAGCAGCUUCCUGCUGACAACAGCUACAUGGAGCCCUAUGAUGCCCAGUGCUCUUUAUCCACAUUGCCUGUCAAAUACCUGCAGCUCUAUGACACCCCCUAUGAAGAGCAGGAGGCAGGGGGCAGCCCUGAGGCUGAGAAGCCCCGGCAGAGCCGCCUGCCCAGAGAUGAUGAGCGGCCUGCAGAAGAGUAUGAUCAACCCUGGGAAUGGAAGAAAGACCACAUCUCCAGGGCUUUUGCAGUGCAGUUUGAGAAUCCUGAAUGGGAGCGAGCCCCAAGCCUGGCUAAGGAGCUACGGAGGCCCCCAGAGCAUAGCCCCCAGCCAGCUGAGCAUGUGGACCCAGCCCUGCCCCUGGAGAAGCAGCCGUGGUUCCAUGGCUCCCUGAGCCGGGCUGAAGCUGAGAGCCUCCUGUCCCUGUGCAGGGAAGGCAGCUACCUUGUCAGGCAGAGUGAGACCAGUCAUCCAGACUUCUCUCUGUCCCUCAGGAGCAGCCAGGGCUACAUGCAUAUGAAAUUCACCCGAACAAAGGAGAACAAGUUUGUGCUGGGUCAGCACAGUGGGGUCUUCUCCAGUGUGCCUGAGGUUGUACAUCACUACAGCAUCCGCCCACUGCCUGUGCAAGGCACUGAACACCUGUCCCUGCUCCACCCCAUCACUGUGCAGAUCCCCUGACAGCCUUCGCACAGUGCCUGGAGUACAUGGUACCCAACGGGCACCCCUGUGGCCUCAUGCCCAAUUGUCCCUCCUGGGCUGCUGCUUCUGGCCAUGGUACUCCCAUCCCAGGCAGAAUCUCUGAGCUGGAAGAGACCUCAGACCAUCCAGUCCAACCUCUCCUCAGCAACAUCUCUGACUAGUGGCCAGCCACUCUUUGAAAACCUCCACUGAUGGGAAACUGACAACCUCCGGAGGUGAUCCAUUUCACUUCCAGAUGGCUUUUGUGGUUAUCUAAUUGACAUCUGCCUCUCAGAAGCAUCUCUCCAUCACUCUCAGUUCUGGCCUUGGAGACCAAUAGAGAACCUGUCUUAUCUCUGUCUCAUAUGCCAGGCCUUAAGAUGC